Molecule: messenger RNA, 1653 nt
Organism: Fomitopsis serialis
Lineage: Eukaryota; Fungi; Basidiomycota; Agaricomycetes; Polyporales; Fomitopsidaceae
Exons: 6
Coding region: 1-1653 (550 amino acids)
Source: RefSeq, a predicted model, not a curated record
AUGGAUUACACGCUGUCGGAAGCUAUGAGCUACCGGUCGGACGGCAUCAAGAACGCCAUUGUGCUGUACGACGUGAUGUGUCAGUAUGGUGUGCACCUCCCAAAACGCUUCAAGGACGGACCGCGGCUCCGGAUGCCGCGGGGCCUUACACUUUACCUGGGCAUCGGCUUGUUCCAUGUACAUGGCCACCAGUCGAAGUGCCUGCUCGAGUACGCCCCGACGUUCAUGCGCGGCGCCGGACAAGUGGAUGGGGAGAUCGUCGAAACGAUGUGGUCUCCAUUGGGCAAGGUGUUCGGAAGUACUCGGACGAUGGCGACGUCGCAUCGGCAAGAAACUCUCGACCGUCAUAUGAACGACUGGAAUUGGCGCAAAAUGGUGUCAUUAGGUUCUCACCCCCUUCCAGUCCCAGCAUUGAAGAAACGCAUUGCCGCAAACCGGGUACUCCUUGAGAGCUUCCGAGAGGCGCUGGAGGAUCAGGAAGCCGGGAUCGAAGCCGACAUCCUGGCUCAAUGGAUGUCAGCGGUCGCAGAAGCCCACAAAAAACGUGUGAAGGAUGUGACAGUGAUGGACGCAUUUGAGGUUCAGGGCCAGCAUGGAAGGGAUAACAACAUCAUCGUCGGAGCAGCGGAGUGGAUGGUUGAGGGAAUGAGGAUUGAGGAUGCACAAAUUGCGCUGCAGCGGGUAGUAAGGGCCUAUGGGACCAAGACAACGGCAGAGCAGCGUUUGAACAUCGCGAAACAGAGAAAACGGCUCGAACUCCGGAUCGAGCGCUUCCUAAGGAAGGGGGAGGAGAUUGUGGGUACGAACGAAUGGGACGACGGUCGGCAGCAUACCGAGGUUAUCGACGACAACGGUGACCUAUCCGACUGGGAAGACAUGCAGAACAACGGCCAAGCAGCCGCCGGGCCCAACGUAACAGGCAAUGUCCCGGCUUCUACUCCGAAAUCAAGAAAGCGAGAUGGGAGGGCAGCGGAGUGGCGGCUGUUGUCACUUCCAUCGUCCUACUCUGUCGACACGAUCAAGACUGCGGACGUGCAGCCAUAUGCAAAAGCGGAACUGGAGCUACGAAUCGGGCAAGCGAACGACAUCUUGCACCAAUUGCGGAUAUUGCUCAGCCAAAAGUCAUUUGUAAUGCGUGCGAAGGUGCGCGAUGCCAAGUCUCAGUCGCGGAAGACACGGGCGUGGGCGGAUGUGCAUGCUGUUCAGAAAGGAGUGGAACACCAGGCCCGUAUGUACAGGAAGGUGCGGCAUGCGAUGACAGUGCUCGGAGCAACAACGUCAACACUUCGAAAGUACCAGAAAUUGGUGCCUGACGACUUGAAGGUCAGCACAGCAAUCGUAGAACCGAACCAGAGGGGGCAGCGACAUACCCGGCUACCCUGGAUAUGGACGACGGAUGUUCAAGGCGAUAUGAACGCAAAUGAGACAAUGACGGAAUUACACCGUGUGCAUUGGUUCCGAGCACGGUCACAGUUCGAGCGAGCCGAAGAAGAGGACAAUAUCCUCCGCCGGGAGCUGGAUUCUGUCCGGAGAUAUUUUGAGUACGAGACGAAACGGUGGGCAGAUCAUGCCGCCAACCGGAAGAGCGGAAAGUAUCCUGGGUAUGCGGAGGAUGCUGACACUGCCUAUGGUAUCAUGUACCUGGGGAGAUAA